CACUACACUCAUCAUGCCAACCAACAGGUGGCAAGUGGCAGAUGAUCGGGCAAAGUGUUACCGUCAAAACUGAAAUGAAGCCUUCUAAAAAACAAAAUCAAAGAGUUUCAUUUAUGUGCUUUUAAUUAAUUUUCUUAUCUCUCUCUCUCUCUCUCUCUCUCUCUCUCUCUAUAUAUAUAUAUAUAUAUCAGAUCACGUCGUCGAAGAAGAAGAAAAUCGCAGAUCGGAACGACGAAGCUUCUCUCCGAUGGCCGAGGUUCCUUCUUCCUCUCUCAUUAUCCUCCUCCUCAUCUUCUCCUUCUCUAUCUCCUUUGUCCUGUCCGAGAUCCGCUUCUCGGAGAUCCGAUCCGACGAUCGCACCAUCAUCCCCCUGGACGAGUUCGGCUUCACCCACCGUGGCCGCCUCGAGCUCAAUGUCUCCCAUAUCUCCCUCUCCAUCCCCAGCCCUAGCCCUAACCCUAAUCCAGACCUCUCCAACCUCGGCUUCUUCCUCUGCACCAGAGACGCAUGGCUCCACGUCCUCCAGCAGCUCGAAGACGCUGAGAUCUCGUGCCCUCUUCAGUCCCAUCUCCUCAAGAUCGUCUUCACCUUCCAUUCUCUCCAUGGCGCCGACCGCUUCGACGCCCUCCACCUCCAAUCUGAAGCCGAUCAGUACUCCCUCGUCUUCGCCAACUGCUUGCCAGAGAUCAAGGUCUCCAUGGACGUCCGAUCCGCAAUGUAUAACCUCGACGGUAGAACUGAGACUCGCGAUUACCUCUCCGCCGGUCGGACUGUUCUCCCUAGGAUUUAUUUCCUCUUCUCUCUGAUCUAUUUCGCCCUGGCUGGCGUCUGGAUCCACGUACUGCACAAGAAGCGCCUCACCGUGUUCCAGAUCCAUUUCUUCAUGCUCGCCGUCCUGAUCUUGAAGGCCCUAAAUCUCCUCUGCGAAGCCGAGGACAAAUCAUACAUCAAGCGGACCGGCACCGCGCACGGCUGGGACGUUCUGUUCUACAUCUUCAGCUUCCUGAAAGGAAUCACUCUGUUCACGUUGAUCGUCCUGAUCGGAACCGGUUGGUCCUUCCUGAAGCCCUAUUUGCAGGACAAGGAGAAGAAAGUUCUGAUGAUCGUGAUUCCGCUCCAGGUCGUGGCCAACAUCGCCCAGGUCGUGAUCGACGAGACCGGGCCGUACGGUCAGGAUUGGGUCACCUGGAAGCAGGUGUUCUUACUGGUUGAUGUGAUAUGCUGCUGCGCCGUCCUGUUCCCGAUCGUCUGGUCGAUCAAGAACCUCCGUGAGGCCGCCCGGAGCGACGGCAAGGCGGCAGUGAACUUGAUGAAGCUGACCCUGUUCCGGCAAUACUACAUAGUGGUGAUCUGCUACAUUUACUUCACGAGGGUUGUGAUUUAUGCGUUGGAGACGAUCACGUCGUACAGGUAUCUGUGGACCAGUGUGGUGGCCGGAGAGUUGGCGACGCUGGCUUUCUAUCUGUUUACAGGCUAUAACUUCAAGCCGGAGGCGCAUAAUCCGUACUUCGUCAUUGACGAUGAAGAGGAGGAAGCCGCGGCCGAGGCUCUGAAGCUUGAAGACGAGUUCGAAUUGUAACUGUUACUACUGUUCGAUUCGGAAUUUUGUUUCUUCGAUGGCUCUGCAAUUGGUGAUUGAUCCUGAGGUGAGCCUUUUCAAAGGUUCUUCAAUUCAGUUACUAGUUUCUGUAAGUAGAAGAGAAAGAAAGCUUUUGACUUUUGAUUGGGGAGGGCAGGAUGUUGUCGAUUGAGAGCUAGAAUAAAACAGGGUAGGUAACUAGCCACAUAUGAAUUAAACCCACGAGGAAACAGUUAAAGCCCCAGAGAGGGGUCUAAGUACAUGAAAUAAGGGGGCCCAUAAAUGACGAAAAGGCCCAAAAAAUAAGGGUAAGUUACCCUCGGCAAGGGCUGAGGGUAAGAAAAACUCGACAUUUACACGUCUCCUACCUUUAUAAUUCUAACUUCAAUUUCUUUUUAUCACUAAAAUUGUUAAUACGAUAAAAAUUCUACUGCAUUUUCUCUUUUUCA
Messenger RNA from Diospyros lotus (date-plum), 2028 nucleotides. Its product is annotated as protein CANDIDATE G-PROTEIN COUPLED RECEPTOR 7-like. The transcript has a single exon. NCBI's taxonomy places the organism in Eukaryota, Viridiplantae, Streptophyta, Magnoliopsida, Ericales, Ebenaceae. Bases 248 to 1579 code for a protein of 443 amino acids. The record is from RefSeq and is a predicted model, not a curated record. Gene Ontology annotation, biological process: transport. Gene Ontology annotation, cellular component: membrane; Golgi apparatus.